UACUUCUACAACCCCAAGAGAAGAAUAAUCAAUCAAAAGAUGAAGCGCAGAUUGCUGGCUAGCUUUUUACUAGGGUUUCUCUUGGUUACAAAUGCGCUGGGAGACCUGUCACCAAGAGUUUUUGUGGGUAAAAUAAUCAUUUCGUCAUCUUCAUUAUUUUACCUUCAACAAGAUCAAACUAAAAGAUUGAGUGAACUGAUUUUCAAAGCUGUAACUGCAGGUCUGGGAAGGAAAGUAAACAUACCUGAGGUUACUAUAACUGGAAAGGAGGAUGAUGCUUUGAAGAAGUCUACGGCGAACUUACUGGUUCAAAUGAAUUAUCAGAAGGAGCAUAUGACCAUAUUGGAGCCAAAGGCAUCGAAAAGCAUCAAUUUUGUAAUUCCAAGGAAUAAGUUUUGCGACAAGAACCCAAAGUGUUUCUGUUUGCAAUAUUCUAAUGCAAAGGUGGCAGGUGGAGGCAGGUUGAAGAAUCCUUCAAGGCCUACUGAAAGACAAAUGACUGAAGAACAACAUCCUGAGAAAGAUGAAGCUAAAAACCUUAUUAAGGUUGCAAAUGAGGUCGUGAAUCUGAUGGAUAAGGAUUACAAGGGAAUGGCCAACGGCAAGCCACCUAUCAACAAUCAUGAGCCUAGAAACUGAAGAGGAGGAAGAAGAAAAUAAGUUUUGGCUUAGCCUUUUGUUGUUGUUUUUUUUUUUUUUUUAUCAGUGACAAGAGACAGCUAUAGGACUUUUUGUGGUUUGUUUCCGUUAGAAUCAUAGAUGUAAAAUGCAUUAUGAUUGCUGAACAUCAUUGAAUCUUCAUAA
Molecule: messenger RNA, 804 nt
Organism: Neltuma alba
Lineage: Eukaryota; Viridiplantae; Streptophyta; Magnoliopsida; Fabales; Fabaceae
Exons: 3
Coding region: 40-639 (199 amino acids)
Source: RefSeq, a predicted model, not a curated record